AUGCAGUUAAAUGUGUUUUAUUUUUUCAUUGUGGGAUUCUGCGUCCAAUUUACAGACGUAGGAGGUCACGAAAAACAUGUUAAAGUGCAAAUUCCGAAACUCGUCCACAAACACAAACAUCACGUUGUGGUUCACGAAAAGGGAGGCCACGACGAAAAGAAACACAUCGUGAUUCACAAACAUGAACACAAACACCAUCACAAACACGACCACGGACACAAGCACGGUCACAAACACGAGGCGAAACAUUCGCACAAACACCAGGCGAAACAUUCGCAUAAACACGAGGCGAAACACCAACACAAACACGAGGCCAAGCACCAACACAAACAUCAAGCGAAACACUCGCACAAACACGAAGCGAAACAUCAACACAAGCAUGAGGCGAAACACAGUCACAAGCACAAGCACAGUCACAAGGCGCACGGCAAACACGAGCACCAUCACAAACACUCUGGUCAUCAUGAACACAAACACAAGCACAAGCACACCGAGAAACAUUCUAAAAAGGAUCACGGACAUGAAAAAUUGGUUGUGGACCUGUUGGACGAUCAUCAGAAUCUGGCCUACUCCCAGGAAGUGAACCCGAACGGUGAAUACGCGAUUGCCGCCCCCUACCAAACUGAAGGCGACUACGAGGAGUACCAGCAGUUGCAGGGUGAAGAACUCGUCGACGAAGAUGACCACGACAAUCUGGAAAAUUACGAUGACUUCGAUUCGCCCAGCGAAAACAUCGAGAACUACGACGAGGAUGUUGAUUUCCUUAGCGCGAAAAAACCGACACAAAACUAUGACGGCUACAACUAUAAUAGUGCUAUUAUCGGUGAAGUAUUGAAAAACACAUAUGCAGCACAAGAAUCUCCAGUGGCGUUGGCGUCGAACAAGGUGGUGAAAAAACUGUCGCCGGAUCCGUUUAACUUCGAUCUGGACGGACACGAAUUCUCCUUCGCCUCUAAGCAGUCCUCCAAGCACAGGAACAAGAAAUACGAAAGUAUGACGAGCGGAAACAUCAACAAUAAAAAGACUGAUGCUUGGUCUCCGAUAACAGGUUUGGAGAACAACCCCGCUGCCUCGGAAAGAGUCGCGAAGGUCCUCAAAUUGGCGAAUGAUGCUUCCGUCGCGGCCUCCAGUGAGAAUACCGUUACAGUUGUGCCUGAUGGCAAAGAUAUUUCUCCUUCUACAUGGGAAACUGCUGUUUUGAACAAAAAAAUGGAAGUAACUGAUACUCUCAAAGUUGCAGAAUUUCAGCCUGCCAAAUUGAAUCCUAAAACUAAAAAUUAGGUUGUUUUUGUUAUAGUCUUUGGUUUCGGUUUGAACUAGUCUUACUUUCUCGUUUAGAGCACUUUCAAAUCGGAGCUAUUGUUGAUAA
Molecule: messenger RNA, 1369 nt
Organism: Aethina tumida (small hive beetle)
Lineage: Eukaryota; Metazoa; Arthropoda; Insecta; Coleoptera; Nitidulidae
Product: zinc transporter ZIP10-like
Exons: 2
Coding region: 1-1281 (426 amino acids)
Source: RefSeq, a predicted model, not a curated record